This is a messenger RNA of Carassius auratus (goldfish), 2597 nucleotides long. It is a transcript of the gene ppp1r3db, whose product is annotated as protein phosphatase 1, regulatory subunit 3Db. Bases 420 to 1307 code for a protein of 295 amino acids. NCBI's taxonomy places the organism in Eukaryota, Metazoa, Chordata, Actinopteri, Cypriniformes, Cyprinidae. The record is from RefSeq and is a predicted model, not a curated record. The transcript has 3 exons. Gene Ontology annotation, biological process: regulation of glycogen biosynthetic process. Gene Ontology annotation, cellular component: protein phosphatase type 1 complex. Gene Ontology annotation, molecular function: protein phosphatase 1 binding; glycogen binding.
ACAGUGAAGGGGCGCAUUGUUGUGUGGGAAAUGUAGUGUCAUGGGGUUACUGUAAAUAUGUCUUGAGACCCCAUGUGCACUGUAAUAAGCGAGCGACGUGUGCUAUUCGCUUCGAGAUUGGCUGAGAUCUCACUGAAAUAUUAGCGCUAUGCAUUGUUUACAGACAGGACGUGAGAAUCUGAUGCACGGUGGUCUAAUAAUAAUCUUCGGGGAGAUAGUUCCCGUGGGGUCGGUAGUUAAAGGUCACAGGAGCUCGCUCUCCGAGUAUUUUAUUACAUCCACACUGGGUGAAGAGAAGAGGACUUCACUUUAUAAUAAACAUGUUCCUAUAUUAGUUUUAACUGCACACAACGAGGGCGUUCUUCCUAGUUCCUAAACUUAUAUUUCCUCUCACCGUACAUCAAGAAAGCUCAGAGAGAAUGGAAUCGCAUGCACAUGGAUCAGGACCUGCCUUGUGGUUCUCAAGUGGUUUUAGUGAAGUAUCUAGACCUGUCAAGACCUUUCAUCUUCGAGACAUCUACAGCCCCAAACCAACCCCACAAAGGACCCCUGUGGCAAUACGGCCCCCCAGCCCAAAACCAGGUCCUCCCCAGGAGCCCGUGGUCCGGCGUAGGAAGUCGUGUGAGCCAGAACCAAAACCCAUCAUGAGGAGACGGGCUAAAUCCCUCUCGUCGUCCUCAGAAGAGCACGCCUGCAGGAACAUGCAGGUCCGCUUCGUAGAUUCGUUAGGACUGGAACUGGAAGAUGUGAAGUUCUUCAAGGCCAGCGAGGACCCAACGGUGCCGGUCCACGUCAUCACAAGACUGCUGGCGAGCUCUGAGCUGGCCUCCAGGAAGAAGCUGGAGCUCUCUCUACCCUACUUCCAGCCUUCCUUCCCUGACAAUAUGCAUGCCGAGGCUGGUUUCCUCAAGCGCUUGUGCCAGCAGCGAGUUUGCCUGGAGCAGGUGUUUUGCUCUGAGCUGGGAAUUAUUGGAACCGUGCAAGUGCUGAACUUGGCCUAUGAGAAAGAGGUUACGAUACGAUACUCGUUUACCGAGUGGAAGAGCAGUGCGGAGAGUAAAGCGAGCUGGAUCUCCACCGUGCACAGAGAUGGGCCAGAUCCGGAGUCGGACAUGUUUCGUUUUCACCUGCCUGUACCGCCGUUCAUCCUGCAACCAGGUGCCAUGCUUCAGUUCGCCUUCUGCUACCGGGUCAAAGGACUUGAGUACUGGGACAACAAUGGUGGACUUAAUUAUAAACUGACCUGCCAGACGUUCAAACUGACGGUCCCCAGAGAGUGUGAAGACAGCCUGGUGCAUUUCACUUGACGCUGCACUAGCCAUGUGUCAUGCCUACAGCUAGGCCGUGCAGUCUUCACGUCUCUUCCAGAGCAGCUCUUCUGCUGAAAAUUAUUUCUCUAAAGGUGUGAUGGAUUUUCUUGUGUAUUUCUAUGCUGGAAAACUUUUGGAGUAAUUCACUAAGGUUUUGUACUUUUUUUUUUCAGUUGUGCCUUGUUAACAUCUUAUCCAGCAGUGCCAUGUGGAAUGAGAUUAUUUCUGAAAUCAUUAGUCCUCUAAUGCACAAGCAGACUUUGCAACUUGCUUGUAUUAGUCCUAAUAAUGUAUUUUCAAUCACAUUUGUAUUCUUACUCAAUAAAUAAAGCAAAACAAGGUUAUGCUCCUGAUUUUUGCUUAUUCACAGGAGUGAACAUGAGUAAAUAUGAGUGCUAUCUUUCUUAUUCGCUUGCAUUAGCGCUCUUCUUGCCUCUGGCUGACCUCCUGCUAAUGGCAUCCGAGGAAGGCAAUCAAUGUGCAUCUGACUCAGUCCAGCUGUAAGGGCACAUGACAGAAAUUUGAGGUCAGGUCUAAAAAUAGCAUCUUUAAAUCAAUAACAAGACAACUAUAAGCAUGCCUUCACCUUUGACACACAGCCUGACAGUUGCAUUGCAUUUCUGAGAUUCUUCAGCCUUCACUAUUGCUAGAACUACACAAAAGUGUGCAGAGCGUACAGUCCUCACUUUUAAUGAGAUGUCAUUUUUUAAUCUGAUAAGUUGUUCUUUCUUUGUAUAACAAUAGAUACUUGUGAACUGUUGUUGAUAGUAACAGAAAACAUUUGUGAUUUUCUGUGAUUCUGUGAUUAAACACUAGAUGGUGCUGUGGAUCUUGAGCUGAGAGAGUAACUUUUGAUUAGGAGAAAAAAGGAUGCUCAAAACAUAUAUAUAUUAGAAAAUUGAAUCUAGGCCCUAAAUUAAGUAUCAUAAAACUGUUUGUACCCCUUUUCUUGCUUGUAGUUUCUUUUAAAAUGACUGUGUCUAUAUGAGAAAGUGUGGCAAUAAUUGCCAGCUAAUGUUCGUGGGAUAAACUAACCCUGGUUUGUUCAUAGUUUAUACCCUAUUGCACAUUCUCUUGACAAGGAUUUCUUACAACAUGAGGAAGAAAAUCCCUCAAUUUAGACUUUUCUCUGCCUUGUGUCAUGUUGUUUCUUAUAGAAAUGAAUCAAGACAUUAUUACGUAUGACAGAGUUUAUUAUAAAAACCUUAGGAUAAAAAGGCAGGACCUGGAGUUUGUGCACAAAGAAAAAUAAUGACUAGACUAGUGUCUUACAGCCCUUAUGAAAGG